Bicyclus anynana (squinting bush brown) is the source of this 1612-nucleotide messenger RNA. It is a transcript of the gene nvd, whose product is annotated as cholesterol 7-desaturase nvd. The coding region runs from base 275 to 1597 and encodes 440 amino acids. The transcript is spliced from 10 exons. Gene Ontology annotation, cellular component: chloroplast. Gene Ontology annotation, molecular function: 2 iron, 2 sulfur cluster binding; chlorophyllide a oxygenase activity. Gene Ontology annotation, biological process: cholesterol metabolic process; chlorophyll biosynthetic process. Lineage: Eukaryota; Metazoa; Arthropoda; Insecta; Lepidoptera; Nymphalidae. The record is from RefSeq and is a predicted model, not a curated record.
GUCUCCGGUCUGUUGAGGUGUGAGGUCCUUGUUUGUCAAAUUUUCAAGUUUUAAGUGCAUUGCUUGUUUGGGUCUGGCUGGUGGGAGGCUUCGGCCGUGGCUAGUUACCACCCUACCGGCAAAGACGUACCGCCACGCGAUUUAGCGUUCCGGUACGAUGCCGUGUAGAAACCGAAAGGGGUGUGGAUUUUCAUCCUCCUCCUAACAAGUUAGCACGAUCCAUCUUAGAUUGCAUCAUCACUUACCAUCAGAUUCGUAAGAAACGAAAUCCAAAAUGGCGUCUGAAAUCAAUUUCAAAAUCGAUCAACACUGUCACGAUGUCAAAGCAAACUUCGACGUAUUGUUGAUCACAAGUUUUAUAAUUAAUAUAAUUAAAGCCUUUGUAACAUUCGUCAGUAGUUGUUAUAAAGUUAUUCUAGUUGUUGCAUUUAUAUUUGUAUUGUUAUACGUGUUGUACAAGUCAUAUUGGAAUCCAGUGUUAUAUAGAAAGGAGCUAUCAGAUACGGGCUACAACCACCUCCCGAAGAAGGACCGCUCCCUGCACAUCAUCAGUGCGCAGAACAAGAGGAAGUUUGGCAAUAAGCUCCCCCCUCCUUAUCCCAAUGGCUGGUUCUCCCUGGUGGAGAGUCGGGACCUCGCUGUGGGAGGUGUUAUAUCUGUAGAUGCCUUGGGUCUAAACCUCUGUGUGUACAGAGGUGAAGAUGGGGUGGCGCGUAUAGUUGACGCUUACUGUCCUCACUUGGGGGCCAAUUUGGGGGUAGGGGGUUCGGUUUGCGGGACCUGCAUCGAGUGCCCCUUCCACCAGUGGCGGUUUGGGGUCGACGGCGCUUGCGUCAGCAUACCAGGGAUGGAGUCAGUUCCAAAAGGAAUAUCCAUCAAGACAUACCACGCGAUGGAGGUGGACGGAUCAGUGUGGGUGUGGUACCACGUCGAUGGGCUACCCCCUCAGUGGACCGUCCCAGAGUCAGAGGCAGCCAAGAGUUGGGGGUACAGAGGACGCAAUGAAUUCCUGGUCAAUGCCCAUAUACAGGAGAUACCAGAGAACGGCGCCGACGUGGCGCAUCUGAACGCCGUUCACAAUAUAUCCAUCUUCUCUGACGCGGGGGUCAAGUAUCCCUUCCUCAAUCGUCUAAUAGGUCACCACAUCUGGGGCGCCGAAUGGCAGAAGGGUGACGAAGACCACGUGGCCAAAAUCAAAAUAUCGCAGAAGUACCUGAUCCUCAAAAUGGACGUGUUCCCUCUAGAAAUUACAGUCAAUCAGAUCGGUCCCGCCCACGUCAGAUUAAGUUUCAUGUCCUCCCUGGGGCCCAUGACGGUGCUCCAGUCGGUGACCCCACUGGGGCCUUUGCUGCAGAAGGUGGUACACCGAGUGUACUCGCCCGGGUACAACGCUCCGCUCGGGGCAGCGAUGGUCUGGCUCGAAGCGAAACAGUUCGAAAGGGACGUGGCGAUAUGGAACCACAAGCGCUACGUCAGUGCACCCGCCUACGCCAAAAACGAUAAAACUAUUAGAGCCUUCAGGUCUUGGUUCAAUCAGUUUUACAGCGACAACAGUAUAUCCCUCAGAGACGCUCUACAGAACCCUCUGGAUUGGUAGCAUUUUGCAUGAAAA